Molecule: messenger RNA, 1131 nt
Organism: Stegastes partitus (bicolor damselfish)
Lineage: Eukaryota; Metazoa; Chordata; Actinopteri; Pomacentridae
Product: whirlin-like
Exons: 3
Biological process (GO): auditory receptor cell stereocilium organization; sensory perception of sound
Cellular component (GO): stereocilium tip; cilium; photoreceptor inner segment
Molecular function (GO): protein binding
Source: RefSeq, a predicted model, not a curated record
AUGAGCAGCACCGACCUGGAGCGCAUGUCGCUCAGCUCCUCGGCAAACUCCCUGGCCUCCAGCGCUCGGACGCUGUCGGCCAACGUGAGGAAGCUGCACAACGCGCUCAACCUCCUGCUCAACGACUUCGAGAGGGAGCAGUUCAUCCACUGCCUCAACGUGUACCACUCCAAGCGCAACGUGUACGACCUGGUGCAGACCCUCAACGUCAUCCUCAACGCGCCCAGCAAGCGGCAACUUCUGCCCAUGCUGCGGCUGGUGAUCCCCCGCUCCGACCAGCUCCUGUUCGAGCAGUACACCUCGGAGGGCCUCUACUUGAAAUCGGAUUUAGUUGCGAGCAAUGGCAACGCCGAGCCGCCGCCGGGCGACUUCCCCAGCGCCAGCCCGACGCCCCCCGGGCAUUUCUCGCCAAACAACCCGCCGGAGUUCCAAGUGGCGCUGCGGGGCUCGCCGGACAGCUUCAGCACCAGCAGCGACGGGACAGCUCCUCUGGUGCCGCUGCUCGGGAGGAACUUUAUCCACGAGCCGCCCGGAGAGCUGCGGCAGGUCACCAUGAAGCGGCACAAGAGCAACGAGGGCCUCGGCUUCAGCAUCCGCGGAGGCUCGGAGCACGGCGUCGGCAUCUACGUGUCUCUGGUGGAGCCGGGGAGCCUGGCGGAGAAAGAGGGGCUCCGGAUCGGGGACCAGAUCAUGAAAGUCAACGAUAAAGUCUUCGAGAAAGUCACCCACGCCGAAGCAGUAAAGGUGCUGAAGGGCAGUAAAAAGCUUUGCCUCCAGGUCCGUUCAGUCGGACGGAUUCCCGGCGGCUACGUCACCAACCAUGUUUAUACCUGGGUCGACCCUCAGGGCCGGAGCGUGUCGCCUCCUCCGGACCUGCCCGAGCACCGGAGCGCCACCCUGAGACGAACCGAAAGCCAGCGACGCAGCAACAUGCAGCUACUGCAGGAGGGAGAUGAGAAGAAGGUCAACUUGGUUUUGGAUGACGGCCGGUCUCUGGGUCUGAUGAUCCGAGGCGGAGCAGAGUACGCUUUGGGUAUUUACAUCACUGGAGUGGACCAAGGAUCAGCAGCUGAGUGCGGAGGACUCAAGGUAGAGCUUUUAUUGUUAUUUGUCACUCACUGUCUCUCACAA